Molecule: messenger RNA, 1886 nt
Organism: Cuscuta campestris
Lineage: Eukaryota; Viridiplantae; Streptophyta; Magnoliopsida; Solanales; Convolvulaceae
Source: the annotation of a GenBank genome assembly
CUAGUCUCCUUCUGAACAAACCCUUAGGCAGCAAGGAAUCCCACAGAGGACAAGGGAGGAGCAGCGCAAACGGAGUCCAGUAGCCUUUUCGUCCAGCGCAGCGGAGUCGUGCGGAGACGAAACUACACAGAGCAGUAGCGUAGUUAUCUCCUUUCCCAAGUUUGUUUUCAGGCAAAGACUGGUUGUCUUGAAAUGAAAAGUUAAUCAUAGAUAGGUAUUGAAUUACCUGUCUUCAUGAACUUUGUUCGGUCCCGUCAUCAGGAAGAAUGGGAAGCUUUUGGAUAGUGAAUGCAGGGUCUGGAUCAGCAUCACUAUAUAACUGGGCAAUCUGCAGCGCAGGAAUAUUUGUGUUGCUUGCUCUUGUCUUGUCCAUGUAUCUUAUCUUCGAGCAUUUAUCAGCUUACAAUCAGCCUGAGGAGCAGAAGUUUUUGAUUGGAUUGAUCUUGAUGGUUCCCGUCUAUGCAUUAGAAUCAUUCUUGUCACUCUUGGAUUCAAAAGCUUCCUUUAACUAUGAGAUCAUACGGGAUUGUUAUGAAGCUUUUGCAUUAUAUUGCUUUGAGAGGUAUCUCAUUGCUUGUUUAGGUGGAGAGAAAAAUACCAUUGAAUUUAUGGAAAGUCACAGCAUGGACAUGUCAUGUGCACCUCUAUUGGAUGAUGUUUAUGCAUAUGGAGUUGUGGAGCAUCCUUUUCCAUUAAAUUGUUUAAUCCAGAGGUGGUCACUCGGUCCUGAGUUUUAUCAGGCGGUUAAAGUUGGCAUUGUUCAAUAUAUGCUAUUGAAAAUGAUAUGUGCUUUACUUGCGAUGGGUUUCCAAUUUUUUGGUAUUUACGGCGAGGGAAAAUUUGAAUGGAAAUAUGCGUAUCCUUACUUGGCUGUUAUUCUGAAUUUCAGCCAAACAUGGGCCUUGUAUUGCCUUGUACAAUUCUAUUCUGUGACAAAGAAUAAAUUAGAACCUAUUAAGCCCUUGGCAAAGUUCCUGGUCUUUAAGUCAAUUGUAUUCCUAACAUGGUGGCAAGGUGUAGCUGUUGCCUUCCUUUUCUCGUUUGGGGCUUUGAGAGGGCAUUUGGCACAAGUUCUCAAGACACGCAUUCAAGACUAUAUCAUCUGCAUAGAGAUGGGUAUUGCUGCUGUGGUGCAUCUCUAUGUUUUCCCUGCGGCACCAUACAAGCGUGGAGAAAGAUGUGUUCGUAAUGUCUCUGUGUUGGCAGAUUAUGCAUCUCUGGACACUCCACCAGACCCUGAAGAAGUUAAAGAUUGUGAAAGAAGUACCAAAGUACGGAUUGCACGGCAUGAUGAGAGAGAUAAGCGCCCAAAAUUUCACCAGAGUGUUCGGGACGUGGUAGUUGGAAGUGGUGGAAUUAUUGUUGAUGACAUGAAGUUCACCGUUUCUCACGUGUUGGAACCGGUCGAAAGGGGCUUUGCAACGAUAAACAAAACCUUUCACCAGAUAUCUGAAAAUGUGAAGCCGCACGAAAAACUUAGGAAGAACUCCAAGGAUGACAGCUGUCUUGUUCCCUUGAGCUCGCGGACAAAUGAGUUCAGUGAUGUAGGGGACAAAUCUAUCCAAGGAAGUAUGAGUGAUGGUGGAUUGCCCGAUGGAACGGUAUCCAGUAGGGCACUAUCGUCCCGCUUCAGGUAUAGAUAGCAGAUACACCCUCUCUUUGACCUUACUCAUAACGCUUUUGAUAGAGAACGUAACAGAACCACUCUAUAUUCCCCAUGUUUACCACAAAAAUAGUGUACAGAGUAUAAUAAACAUGCAUUGGUAUUAUUGCAUUUUUGCACCCAAUACAAUCAAUCAUCUGGAGUAUGAACAUAACAAGUGAUUACUUUUGCUUCACAUUUUAUAUUUGUGCACAUCAUUUUUUAGUAAACACGGUAAUGGAGU